Symbiodinium pilosum is the source of this 2603-nucleotide messenger RNA. The record is from the annotation of a GenBank genome assembly. Lineage: Eukaryota; Dinophyceae; Suessiales; Symbiodiniaceae.
GAGCGCAGAAGCUGAAGCCUGAUGACGCGAUCAAAGUGCUCCAGCUUGCCAGGGAUAUGAAGGAGGAUGGCAAGGAAAUUGGCGAGUCGAUUCUCAAGAAUCAGCUGUGUGCGCCAAUGGUGGUCAAAGCUUCGUGGCACAAGGCCAUGCUAAAGCAGUUUGGUGAGGUGUGCAGGUCCUCAGCUGCAAUGGCACGGGUCAUUUCCUCGCUUGAAAGCAAGAGCGGGCUGGGGAAGAUAUGCUCCUGUAUGGCCUCCAAUGUGCCCCUGCAUGGUGUUUCAGACGAGAACAUCGGGAUUUCCGAGUGCCGAGUCCUGUUCAAGGAGUUCCAAAGGUUGAAGAGCGGUGGGAAGCCUGGAACGGAAACGACUGCUGAAGCUGAGCAGCCUCAGGAGGCACAAGACAUGGCCGUGGAGUUGGAAACUCUUGGAGCUGAUGAGAACAUGGCAACCUCUGUGCCUGAGGUGGCUAUGGCUACUACUGUGGUUGAGAGUGAGGAGGACAACGCGGCUCGCGAGGGCAUGCUGCGACAGAUGGACAGAAUUCACAGGUUCUCAGGGCCUGAUGCCAUCUCCAGCUUGCAGAAGUCGGUCAAGAGCUACUUGAACACGACCACCAGGACGUGCUUCCUGAUCGAUACUCCGACCUCAAGACCUAAGGUAGCGACCGAGUUCGUCGACGCCAUCAAGGGCAUUGUUGCCGCCAGCAACCUGACGUCCUUCUCGAUUGUUGUGACCUGUGCUGGGCGGCUCGACUAUAUGUCCACUCUCCGGGACAAGCUGGCGCUCUCCUUCCCUCAGGCGGAGCCCUUUGUGACGAUCCUGACCACUGGCAGCGAAGUGCAAAGCCAGAAGAGGAAGACCAAAUUCGCUUUGGUGCUCCACCACUGUCCGCCCAAGCAGGUGCCGACUGUGCCGACAAGUAUCCUUGCCAUGAAAGGCAAAGCGCGCGCAUGGGAAGGCCUGAGGAUGCGAUGCCUGUCUCUGAGUUGCCCUCUGCGAAGCACUGCCGACAAGGCUUUGGCGCAAGGAAAGAUCGAUGAGGAGAACAAGAAGAAGGAAGAGCUCCGCAACAUGAUCGCCCUGCAGAAGAUGGAGCUGAACGGCGAUGAUUGCGCAGAGCCUGAUGAUAAUGAGGAGGCAAUGUCUGAAGAAGAAGAUCCUGGCGAGUCCGCGGGCCAGGGCCACGAUGAGGGCAAGCGUGACUUUAUCGUCGAACUCUUCACCUUCACGCGGUCCAUGAGCUAUUACACGCCGAUCCUGGAGCAGCUCCUCGUUGUUGCUGGCUCUGGCUCAUCCGUAUCAGCUGUUCUCCUGGGACAAGAGACCUUUGUGGCGACACCUUCAGCGUCUGAGCAUGCGGCGGCCCACGGCCUCAAGAUCCAGGAGGACAUGCUCUUCAACCACUCGCGGCGGUCUAUGGCUGGGAUGGCGGGAAGUCUGAAGAGGCCCCUGAACAAUGCCUUGCAGUUGAUAGAGGGCGGCCGGGUUUCAGACGAUUCUCCGUGGGACAUGGCGGAAUUGCAGGCUGACCCUGCUGACAACUUUGCGGGCGUCAACAUCCUUUGUGGGUCGCUAGAUGUGCGCGUUCCGCUGCUUCUGCAAAAGGAACUCAGUGAGCAUCGACUGUCCCUGGAGUUCCAUGAGCAGUUCGGGCGAGGUGAUCUGCAAGGCGACUGCCGCGAAGUUCACUUCAAUGGAGACAUUGAUGGCUUUUCUCAGAAUGCCCGGCCAUUCAUUUCUGUCCGAUGGAGUGGUGACUGGGUGAAAGUGGAGAAUGUGUGCCAUGGCGGCGACCGAGUCCCGCUGUACUGCGUUCUCCUCGGGGCCGCAAGGCUGAGCUUGGUCGUCAGGACGCACAAUGGCUCUGGUGUGGCGAAAAGUUCACCGCUUUGCCUGAACUAUGGGCUGCACUUUGAUUUGGAAGCUGCCAAAGCCCAGCAGGCUGUCGAGACUGAUGAUCGGGUGAAGCGGUUUCGAGGUGCGUUGGAUGCUGUUUUGGCGAAGAGUGCGCAGGCAGCUUCGCAAAGAGAGACUGCCAGUGCCAGCGCGACAGCAUCUGCGGUUGGUCCACCGAAGCCCGAUGCGCCUUCCGCGCCCGCGCCAGCUAAGUUGCAGCCUGUGGUGCCCAUGCCAAAGGCCCCAGCGCCACCAGCUGUGCCGACCCCUGCACCCGCACCAAAGGAGCAGCCGCCUGAUGAAGUGAAGCCCAGCGUGGGCACAGCUGGGGAGACAGUCUUGGCGACAGGUGUGACCAAUCACAACCUCACCUUCAGCGUUGACUUUGAUGCAAAGCACUUUGUCCUGUCCAUGCCUGACACUUCAAACAGAAAGCUCCCGCCAAGGAUUGCUGCGCUUGAUGUGAAUUGCGCUCGCGCAUUCUGUGAGAUCACAUGUCAUGUGCAAGAUUGCCUGCUCGUCCUGAGGACUUGCCUUCUGGUCUUGCGGGAGGCUGUAUUGAACCAGUGCGAGAAGUCCGACCCUGAGGCCUUCUGCAUCGAGAGUUCGAAAGAAUAUGUCUUCGAGUACAAGUCCAAGGACAGAUAUGGGUAUUCUCGGCAAUGUGCCAUCUCUACAUUGCAGAUUGAAUUGACAUGUGUGUAG